Messenger RNA from Besnoitia besnoiti, 3126 nucleotides. RefSeq lists its product as uncharacterized. The record is from RefSeq and is a predicted model, not a curated record. The transcript is spliced from 10 exons. Lineage: Eukaryota; Apicomplexa; Conoidasida; Eucoccidiorida; Sarcocystidae. Gene Ontology annotation, cellular component: cilium. The coding region runs from base 1 to 3126 and encodes 1041 amino acids.
AUGAGGGCCUCUGGCGGUCGGCCGGGACUGGGCUCGCGCGCGUCUUCUGUCGCCGCCGAGAAGCGCCUGGGCGCGCUUCAGCGACGAAGUCGAUCCUCCGCUUCUAUGUGCGCCCAGGACGCAACUAGCCAGAGUCGGCGGCUCCCGCGAGCGAGGGGCGGGGGCUUUCCGUCCGCGCCGGGGUCGCCUUCCGCCGGGCCGGGCCUGCAACGCACGACAUUUCUUCUCCCCUUCCUGCGGCACACCAACCGCGCCAGAGGCCCUGCUGCCGCUGCCACACGUUAUGUCGCAUCUCGACAUAAACCACACGAGUGGUGCUUUAGAGGCCUCACGUCUGCCCUUGGUGUGAGGGCGGAACCCCAUCGGCUCGCGAAGGUCAACUUGCGGACUGGGCGCGUAGCGCACCUGAUGCGGAAAGCCCUCGAGCUAACGUCGUCAUGUGUGUCUGCCCGCGACACGCGCUACGCUGACUGCGUUGCCUCCCUCAUGUUGUCCAGAGACCUGGCGUCCGUGUGCAUCGCGCCCGACACUGUUUGCCAUCGUGUCAGCCUUCCGCCAAACGCUUCAACCCCCCGGGGGGCAUCGAACUACUGCUCAGCUUGCUCGGUGCUCACGCCUGCGCUCAGCGCAUGCCCCGUGAUCCAUACUGUCGAGCCGAUAUCUAAACGCCUGCCGUUUGCGGCCUGCCCUCGCCGCCCGGCGGCCGAGGCGCGCAGGACAGUCGCCUUUCUCCCGCGACAUGCAAGGGCCCCGUCAGUUUCCGACUCGUUCAUGCCUCUCCAGCACCGCCUGCGCUGCGAUUCUUUGCGCAGGCCUCGAGACGCAGGGGGGCGAGCCCCGGGGGCAGCCACCCUGUCGUGUGUCUUGCCGGCUGGGUUGAGGGGCUCCGCGAGGUUUGUUUCUGCGUCCGCGAUUCGCCGCCCGACGAACGCGUCGCCCGACUCUGUGUUGGCUCCCGCGGCGCCGCAGAAGCGCCUCGAGUCGCCCACGUCGUCCGAGGACCUCCUCCGGUCGCUCGCCGACGAGGCCGAGUGGAGCGCGAACCUCACGGCCUCGCUCUCGUGGGCAUCCUCGACGUCCACGUCCGCGGCGUCAAGCGUCAUAUGGUCGUCCGCGUCGCGGCGAAGUCUGUCGCCGAAACGCGACGCGGGGGACGCACACGCAGCCUCUCCCGCAGCCCGCAAGGCCGGCGGCGGGCCCUGCCCCAGACAGAAAAGAGGCGCGCGGCGCAGGGGCAAGACGCCCGCCAGCGCAUCCCUUUUCGACGUCCCCCUUCCCAGACCGGAACGCCUCCCGCUGGACGUGACUCCGUACUUGACUGAAGCCUCAGAAGCCCGCCUGGAGCGCGCCGCGCCCACGCAGACCGAUGCGCUCCUGCCGUUGCCCAGCGAGGCGCCCUACCAGCCUGCCAAGCGAGGCAUUGACGCCUCGACGCAACUAUGUGGCAACGAGGAACUCUUCCGGUUCGCGGAGGAGGUUGCGCCGCUUGUCCACGUCAUCGUGAGCAAGACGCUGGAAGAAGCGCAGACUGAGCUGGCGCACGAGGCAGAGUUGAGCGCGAUGGCGGCUUCGAGAGCGGCGCACCUGGAGCGCCAGAGGCGGCGGCGCGAGCAAGAACAACAUGCGGAGCGCCUGGAACGCCUUCGCGCAGAAAACACACAAAAACUCAUCGCAUACCAUGAACGAAGAGUCGAGCGCGAGAAGAUUUUGAUACGAAAAUUCACGGCUGUGGAGGCUGCAAAUCAGACGUCGUUCAACGCCAUGGCUGCGUUCGCGCUCAGCCGGCUGCAGGCGGGCGGCGCUUUCAUCGAGGAUGCGACCGUCGCAGUUCAGACCCGCACCCUGGGCGCGCUGAACCAACGCGUCGCAGAUGAAGUGUCCCAGCUAGCGCUGUUGACAGGCGUCACAAUGGGGCUUAUACACUCAGCUCUCCUGACUCAAGUCUCUUUAGCUGAGAGUGCCCAGAGAGAGUAUCGCAAGCAGGAGCGGCAGCGCCACGCGCACGCCCGCAAGGUGGCGGAUAUUCGCAGAGGGCGUCUGCACUUCACGCUGAGAUCUGAAGACAUUCCUUGCGCGGCGCCCGAGAACCCCGCCGACCUCACGUCCCACCCGCCACCUCAAGAGAGCUACGACGAGGGAGAAUCGAGAAGUGAGUCUGACGAAGAAGGCGAGAGCGAGGAGAGCGACGACAAGGCGCGCGAGCCCUCGGCUGGGGAGGCGCAAGCAGAGAGCGCGCGGCGGAGCAGCGAGCGACACGGAGGCGCGGCGCAGGUUGACAGGCGCGACCGGGGCGACGCGAAGCCGUCAGCGUCUCCAGCGUGUCUGCCGGUCCCCGCAGAGAAGCGUCCUGGAGGCGCCCGCGCCUCUACCCCACGACAGCGGGCGUCGGCAUCGGCGCAGAAACGCAGAAGCGGCCAGCAGGGCUCAGACGCCGCGGGACCGGAGGAUGAGGACUCCCGAGACUCGAUAGCUCGCGACGCACGCGCAGAGCAAGAACAGAGAGAGAAAAGGCCAGGAGGAAAGAAGCAAGGCGCUACGCCAUCGGGUCGGCAGCCGACGCGGCCGGGGUCAGCGGCCUCUCCACGUCGAGUAAGUGCGCCGACGGAGAAUCGAGACAGCGCAGGGGAGGACGGAGAACAACACCGAAAUGAGACAGCAAGGCCCUUCGCAGGCGAGCGCGACAGCAGAAGUUCGGCACACAGCACGACAGAGUCGAUGGCGUCCUCCAGCACGCCUCCCACGCCGGCUGACAGUGGGGACGAAGUGCACGCUGCGUACGCAGAAGACCGCGAAAGCGACCUCGACGGCAAAGACAAUCUUGAUGUCGACAGCGACAUCAUCGUGGGGCCUCUCACGGUUGUGAAGAACAGCGAGACGCGUGAGUGCCUUCCUAUGGAAGACGUUCGGGCAGCGAUCGCCCAGUGGAUACGCGAACGGAUUCCCAAGCUUGCAGCCCGCGCGCCUGAUGGAUUCGAUGUGCUCAAAAACGGCAAAGUCCAAACGAGCGUCGCAGCGCUGCUUUUGACGUCUCCAGGGGAGCUAUUUCUCAAGGCAAGGCCAGUAAAUUCCCAGCCACACGAGGAAUCUGAAGAGAUAGCAAAAGAGGGCGAGCGACCCGUGAGCUAG